Messenger RNA from Homarus americanus (American lobster), 9282 nucleotides. It is a transcript of the gene Set2, whose product is annotated as probable histone-lysine N-methyltransferase CG1716. Lineage: Eukaryota; Metazoa; Arthropoda; Malacostraca; Decapoda; Nephropidae. Gene Ontology annotation, molecular function: protein binding; histone H3K36 methyltransferase activity. Gene Ontology annotation, biological process: regulation of DNA-templated transcription. Bases 460 to 7749 code for a protein of 2429 amino acids. The record is from RefSeq and is a predicted model, not a curated record. Gene Ontology annotation, cellular component: nucleus; chromosome. The transcript is spliced from 18 exons.
ACAGAUGAGCAAGGGGAGCCUGCGGAGUAGAGCCGCGCGCCGUACACCCGCCGAUAUACUUUCUUUCCUAUGAUAUAAACACCGAUAAUUUGAAGGCGAGUUAGAAAUGUAUGAGAGAGGACGGUAGCGGAGGCGGAGAUCCAUGGUGCAGGUCUCCUGGUUGGUCCACGGUUGUCCCACCAUUUGCUAGACUUACGCCGCUGCUGCUGCCGCUACCACACGCGGCCCUCUGCCACACUCCUCCACAUCUGAUACUACCCUCACAAUGGCCAUACAGAUCAUUCAACCAGGAGACAAGGCAUGUAAUUUGGUUGGCAUCACAGGAACUAGGAAGUCGAGAAUGCGCAUGAAGAGGCGUGUGUGUGACACAGUGGGGUGAAGUUGGCAGUACGAGGGAGUGGCUGGAGAACAAACACAGUAUAUCUGUGUCAGUUGAAUGGCAGACACUUGGUGAGCACGAUGAAUGGGGAGUCGGGAGACUGCAACACCCCUGUACGACGAUCGUCACGGGCAAGAAAACCAAACUCCCGGUUUGCUGAUGAUGAGUUGGAUGGCCGUUUUAAAAAAAUUGUCACUGGCUUAGCCUCUCCAGAGACUCCCACGCCCACUCUUUUAGCAUCUCCCCCUGGCCGUCCUCGAAAGGCUGGGAGGAGAAAGGACAGUCGUAGUGAAGAGAGUGGUGAGGCAAAAAGUGAUGAAGUAGAUAGUGAUGAGAGAACUGAAAGGAAUAAACCAGAGGUCCCAGCAGGUCAAUCACAAACUGAUAAAAAGGAUGCUCAUUCCAUUAAAAUUUUGGAACUGACAGUUGACGAAAAAGAACUAUCCAGAAAAUCUGAGGCUGCUGUGUCCACUGUAGUUUUUGUUGCAGAAUCUGAAGCUCUAGUAAAUGGCCUUGAGAGUGAGAAUGAAAAAGUUGUUGACCGUAACGCACAAUCCGAGUGUGAAAAAACUGGCGAAAUGGGAAGAAGAACAAGAAGCAGUGCAAAGAAGGAUGAGGUGGGGGGAAGUCCUCCCAAAGACAUCAAAAAACGAGGACGAAAAAAAGGCAAAGGCAAAAAGAGUGAAGGGGAAGGGGCGAUGGGUGAUAGUGGAAUCCUAAGUGAAGAUGGGAAUUCUGUCACUCUUUCAGAAGAAAAAAUCUGUAUGAAUGUUGAGGGAGGUGAUGCAGAUGGGACUGAUGGAGCAAACAAUGGAGGUGAUAAAAGUAAACUGGUAAAUGUCAACCCCAAGACAAAUCCAGUGGAAUCUGUCCAGAAAGAAGUGGAAGUUACCAAUGACCCUUCCAGAGUUAGUGUUGAAAGUGACAGUAAAGACAGUGAAAAUGUAGAGGAGGACUUAGACAGUGAAUUUCCUGUAGAAAAACAAACCAGUGAAGCAUUCAAAGGUGACAAAAAAGGCAGGCAAAAUUACACCGAAGAAAAAAAUAUUAAUGAAAGUGAUAUAGAUGACGAAAUUAAUAGUGAAACAAGCAUUUAUGACAAAGAAGGUAGUGAUCUAGCUACAAGUGAUGGAGAAAAAUUUUUAAGUGAUGAAACUGUCAGUGAGAAUAAUAAAGAAAAUUCUAGUUUGUAUACAGUGGGUGGAAAUAAUGAAGAAAGUGAUGAUAUAAAAGCAAUGGAUGGAAAUAGUGAAAAAAGUGAUAAUUUACAAGCAAUGGGUGGAAAUAAUGAAGAUAGUGAUAAUUUACAAGCAAUGGGUGGAAAUAAUGAAGAUAGUGAUAAUUUGCAAUCAAUGGGUGGAAAUAAUGAAGAUAGUGAUAAUUUGCAAUCAAUGGGUGGAAAUAAUGAAGAUAGUGAUAAUUUGAAAGCAAUUGGUGGAAAUGCAGAAUGUGAUAAUUUGCAAGCAAUGGGUGGAAAUGAUGAAGAAAGUGAUAAUUUGCAAGCAAUGGGUGAAAAUGAUGAAGGAAAUGAUAAUUUGCAAUCAAUGGGUGGAAAUGAUGAAGAAAAUGAUAAUUUGCAAUCAAUGGGUGGAAAUGAUGAAGAAAAUGAUAAUUUGCAAUCAAUGGGUGGAAAUGAUGAAGAAAAUGAUAAUUUGCAAUCAUUGGGUGAAUAUGAUGAAGAAAGUAAUAGUUUUCUCUCAGAGGGUAGAAAUAAUGAAGGAAGUGUUACCGGCACUCUUCGUGUAGAUGUUGGAAACGAAGAAGAAAGUGGCACUUUGCAUGCAGAGGUAGAUUAUGAUGAGAUAAAAGAUGAAACAACCCUGAAGGAUCAGAAACUUGUUAUAAGAGCAAAGAGUGAGACUGUGGAUGAACUCGACAAGGAAGUAGAAAAUGAGGAAAUGGAGAGUCUUACAAAUGGUGAUAUUUAUUCAGAAGACAUUAGUUUACAUAUCUCCCCUGAUACUAGCUCAAGCAUUGAUUCUGUCUCUGUAGAUUAUUGUGAAGUUAGAGUCCCGGAACAAGAUGCUUUGAUGGAUGUAUGUCAUAAUAAAGAGAUGGGUUCCAGAGAAGAGAGUGUACCCCAGUCAAAUAAACCUCAGAUUGACUCUGUAGAGGAAGAAAGUAAAGAUUUUGAUGUCUUCAAGUCAGAAUUGGAUAAAACAAAUAGUAAUGCAAAAAGUUUAAAGUCACCCAAAGGUAGGAAAAGGCCUGUCAAGGAAGAUAGUAGUACCGAGUCCACAGAUAGUGAUAGUCCCACUCCGUCCAGACGCAGGGGACGCAGCUCAGCAUGCGUGUUGAGUAAGGGCCUGGGGGAGGGAACAAAGGAUGUUGGUGAAACUCUCUCUAAAGUGGAGGUCUCAAAAUCAGUGAAAGUAGUCAAGAAAGUAAUUGAUUUGAAAAUGGAAUCGACAAUACUAGGUCAAACUGACAUUGCAGAAGAUACAAAUGUGUUAUGUGAAGAUUCUAGUUCUAGUAAGACAGGUGUAGUUCCUCAUGAAGAUACUCAGAGCUGGAAUGAGGAGGCUCAGAGCAGAUUAGGGCAAGUUAUUGAAGUUGAGUCAAGUUCUAAAACAAAAGGAAAGAGGGACAGAGUUGAUGAAGAAAAGCAAAAUGAUGACAAAGGGGAUCUGCUGAACUCUCCAAAAAUGAAGAAAAGGAGAGAAGAUUACUCGAAAAAUGAACUUGACAGUGUGGACCCUGAUUCUGAUGAUGGUCAGAAGAGAAAACGGCCAAUUGAACCCAAAGAUGAUGACUUAAGAAAAAGAAGAAAAACAGAAGAAAAGAAAGCAACUGAGAUAGAAGUGCCAAAUGUGGAUGUGCCAAAAAUGGAAGAAGGUAACAGUGUUGUAGGGGUGUCUCGAGGUUCACAGCCUGUUGACUGUUUUUCAAUUUCUGCAUUAGAUAUACCCCUCCCGACAGGGGCAUAUCCUGGAAGGAAUGAAAAAAGUUGUGCCAUCCGCAGACCUCACGAUAACUCUACUGCACCAAAUGAAGAAACUCCGGUGUCAGCUUCUAAAGAUAAUAAUGAAAAAAAAUUAUUUUGGAGAAGUACCGAGUCAAGGUUAACUUUGAAAAGUCAAAAAGAUACACACACGGCUUAUGAGGAUGUGCAGCUUCCUCAUGAAACAGCUUUGAAAGAAGAGCUAAGUUUUUUGAAGGAGGCUAAGGAUUCCAUUAAUAUUUUUAAAUAUAAAGGAGACAGCAGUGGAGUUACUGAUUUGAAGUUUUCUAAUGUUUUUAUGCCGCCUACAGUAGGUGCAUCAUCUAUUCCAUUAAUAGGUGGGGAAACUGAGUUCGACAGUCCAUCUACUGACAUACCAGCUCUGACUAUGUUAAGGCCAGAAUCUACAACUUCUUCAAAAUUUAGCCAGUUUGAGAAACAAAUGAGAAGUCCUCAGACUGAUUUUGGCAUGAAUAGAAAUAAGGACAUAAUUAAAGAGUGUCCUGAAAGUUCACUGGACAAUUUAGGCUCAGGUCUUCACAGUAGUGAUUCUAAAUCUACUCAACAUUUGGAUUCAGAAGUGUCUAGUUUGGGUAAGACUGAUGAAAUCCAGGCUGGUGAUGGUGCUAACUCAGCCAAAGAUGAGCUGGUUCAAGAUGUGAAACUAUUUCAUAAUGAAGAUUUAGCAGCUGAAGUUCAAAACAAUAAAGAGAAUCUUCAACCAAAACAUGAAGAGAAUAGCAGUGGAAGCAGGGUUGAAGAGGUUCUUCUUACAGGGAGUGAACCAAAAAUGGAGGAGGUUAGUACUGGAAGCGAAGUUGAAGAAGUUCCUAUUUGUGAUGAUGAACAAGAUAUUAAAGGCACUAGAAUUGGUAGUGGGGUUGAAGAACUACACCUAACUGCUGAGGAGUUGUUGGAAAUUGAAAAGAAAAGGCAAAUUGAGUUAGAAGAAAAGGCAAUGAGGAAUAAGUGUAUUGUAGAGGAGAGGAUGAAAUCUUUCCAACAUCUGGUGGAGAACCAGUACAUUGGGGAGCGAAAGAAGAGCAAGCGUAGCAAAGAGGUGCGACGUAUGGUGUGUGACUGCUCUCUCACAAAGGAGGAGAUCGAACGUGGUGAAGUUGGCUGUGGGGAGGACUGCCUCAACAGGUUGCUGAUGAUUGAAUGUGGCUCAAGGUGUCCAUUGAGGGAUAGAUGUACCAACAAGAGGUUCCAGAAUUAUCAGUAUGGUGAUGUCGAUGUGUUCAAUGCUGAUGAGAAAGGGUGUGGUGUUCGAGCUUGCACAGCCCUGCCACCGGGAAGUUUCAUCAUGGAAUAUGUUGGGGAAGUGUUUGACACACGGGAAUUCAAGAGACGCAGAAAGGAAUAUGCACGUGAUCACAAUGCUCAUUUCUACUUCAUGGCUCUCAAGUCUGACCAACUCAUAGAUGCAACUCGAAAAGGCAACAUAUCAAGGUUCAUCAACCAUUCAUGUGAUCCUAAUGCAGAGACUCAGAAGUGGACUGUAAAUGGGGAGUUACGAAUUGGGUUUUUCUCAAAAAAGUAUAUCGAAGCCAAUGAAGAGAUCAGCUUUGAUUACCGCUUGGAGAGAUAUGGGAGGGAACCACAAAAAUGUUACUGUGGUACUCCAGUCUGCCGUGGCUGGUUGGGUGAGUCUCCAGAGGAGAAGACUAAGGAAGAAAAGGAUGAAGAAAGGAGGAAGGAAGAGAGAGACAGAAGGAAGAGAGAGGAGAGAAGAUCAUACUUUGAGGAUAUUGAUCUCGAAGAUGAGAUAGAAAAGCUUAAUUCUCACAAGUUAAGGAACCGCCAGGACACACUCAAUCUGUCUCGAUUAAUGGUUCGUGCUGAGGAUUUCGAUUCACGCGUCAUGCUAUUAGAUUUGCUUCAGACUGGUGAACCAGCCUGUCGAAGACUGUUCCUUGAUUAUCAUGGUCUGAAGGUUCUCUGGUCAUGGAUGGCAGACUUGGGAUUCUCUCUUGAACAUACUUCUUUGAAAAUUGAGAUUCUGAAAACAUUGGAAUGUCUACCUAUAACUAAUAAGACGCAGCUAACAGACAGCCGGGUACUGGCACUAGUAGAGCGCUGGAGUAUCCAGGCAUUUGAUACAUCCUCCACACAGUCACCACCUCCUCCCCCACCACCAAAGUUAGAACAUCUUGGGGCAGCUUCUUUGUCUUCAGAUUCUGAAGUCAACAAAAAAGCAAGUGAUACCAGUGAAGAGUCAGACUUAGAAAUGGACACCAAAGCAAUAUCAAAUUGUGUAGAGGGAUCAAGUGCAGAUGACAGCAGUUUAGACUCAGAAGUUGAACAACCAGCUCUGAGUGCUAAAAAAAUGGUAGAAGGUACCAUGGCAGAAGAAGAAAGUAGUGACUCAAGUCAAAGUGAUGGGAAAGAACACCCCACUAUAAGGGGGAAGGAAGAAGGGAAACGAUCUGCUGUUGAGCCAGGAGAAGACGAUGAAGCAGUGGUUGACCAAAGUAAAGAGAAAGAAGCUCAAGAAAUGCUAGAACUUCAUAGGACGAUGGUUGCCCUUGCUCUUAAGUUGUUAGAUGCUUGGAAAAAUCUUAAGGAGUUUUUCCGUAUCCCCAAGAAGGAGCGCAUUGAGUUGAUGAAAGAACACGAGCGUGAAGUGGACCAAGGUUACAAGGAAUACCUUGACAGAGAACAAGAUGAUGAUCGUGACAGAAGGGAUAAAGACAGAUGUGGCAUUCUGUCUCUUAGGUACAACAGACGGGAUUCGUAUUAUGAUCGACGGCGACGAUCCCCUGAUCGAGACAGAGAGCGUCAUCGCCGAGGUGGAGGUAGAAACGACAGAGAAGACAGGUCGUCUGAUUCACCAAAGAUGUCGAAAGAGCAGAGAAGACAAUUGUUCGCCAUGAAGGUUCAACAGGAGGAAGAAGAAGCCAAGCAACGGAAAAUGCAAGAAGAGAUGUGGGCCAUGCAUGUAGACCGGUGCCGUCUACUUGGUCAUGAUCCUUACCUGACUCCAAUUUUUGACCCUACGUAUCAGUACUAUUGGGACCCAGUUGCAGCCAGUUGGCAACCUUACAACGGAUCUGAUCCUAAUAUCCCUGUGCCAGCUGCAUAUGGUCAGCAAAAGGGUGAUGGUGAAGGUGGGUCACCUUUAGCAAUGUUCGUACCAGGACAAACUAAGUCAAGUCAACCUUUAGCUGGCCAUCUUGCUCCGGAUGGUGAACCUGCUAUCCCAGGCCAAGGAGGACCAGAUGAUCCACUGAAUCCAGCUAACAUUCCACUGCCUGGUGAAAUUUCCAGCAUCUCCCAAGCUUCCCCAUCACAGCCCUUACCUGGACAGGCUGUACCAUGUGAAGGCACUCCACCACAAGGAGCCAAAGUACUCUCCAUUCCUCUUCCUGGAGAAGCUCCCUCUAACACUACAGUUGCAUCUGUGACCUUGGAUCCAAACACAACACCAAUUCCAUUGAUUGAUAAUGAUGAGGGCCCUCCACCACCACCACCACCAGAACCCAUUACCAUUCAGCUGCCUCCACGAUGGAAGAUUGCACGUGAUGCAGAUGGCCAUGUUUACUUCUACCAUGUUAAGACAAGAACUAGCCAGUGGGAGCCACCCACUGUAGAGCAGCAUCAACAAUUAGAAGCAGAACUAGGGUCAGACUCUGACUCAGAGUCAUCAUCAUCAGAUGAUUCAGACUCAACAAGCACUAGUGAUAGCGAAGACUUCUCAAGUGAAGAGGAGGAGGAGGAGGUAGUGGUGACGGUGGAAAGGAGUGGGGUGUCAGACGAGAAGAUGAUCAGACGGCUGCGGGGCAAGAAACGCCGGUCGGAGGCGCUAGUACAGGAACGCGUAAUCAGCCCCAUCCUGGAAAUUGAUCGUGAGGCAGCAAGGCGUGAACGUCGAGAAGCAAAAGAACGUGCCAGAGAAGAGGCUCGUCAAGAGCGACAGGAAGAGCGCCAAGUUCGCACUCAGGUUGAUCGACCUGAUUUUGUAGAACUCCCAGAGAAAAUUGAGCGGCCAGAAAAAAUUGAACGUGUUGAGAAACCCGAGCGUGUGGAGAGAAGUGAACGAGCUGAACGUCAUGAGAGUCGGGUAAAGAGAGAGAAGGUAAAGAGUAAGGAGCGGGCUGCAACAGCAAUUGCAGAUAACAGUGAGACUGCCAGAAAGAUCAAGGAUACCUUUAGAUCAAAGAUGGCCACCUUUAUUGUGUCUGUGCUAAAUCCUUAUAGGCGUGGAGAUUGUAGGGAAGGCAAAAUUACCUGUACUGAAGACUUCAAGUACCUGGCUCGAAAGCUCACCCACUUUGUUAUGGUAAAGGAGUUGAAGCAGCUUCACAGCAUAGAUGCUUUGGAGUGCAGUGACAGUGUGAAGCAUAAAACUAAAGACUUUGUUCGUAAGUACAUGAGUAAGUAUGGAUCAAUCUUUAAAAGGGAUCCCAAUGACACCAAGGAGUACUAACUUCACAAACAGUAAUGUAUAUCAACAAAUCUUGUAGUUUCGUUGUUCUCUCAUCCUGAGAUACAUACAUUUUAUGGUAGGUAAACAAUUUUGUGAAUGCAACCAUUUUGAAUUGUUUAGUUAUAGUCAAACCAGACUGAAUGUGGCUUUAAUAUGACUUCAUGUAACAUGGGUAUGUAAAGUUUGAAUAUCCAUGUUUAGAAGCAGUUGUAAAAGUGAAAUUUAUAAAAUGCAAAUUAAUUGAUGUAGAACAUCAUUCACUGAAAUCAUAAUAGUUUACACAUUGUUGAGUUAAAAAUGAAAUUUUUUGGCAUUAAAGAAAAUUUUAUGAUGUAUGUUACUUUAACCUCUUUUGCCCCCACAAUUUGGCUAAAAUUAAAAUAAAGAAACAAGUGGAAAAUAUAGGUUUCUUUGUCAGAAAACUGAUCUUCAUGUACAUGGAGUUUUGCAUAUGGUGAAGCCAACCAAUUUGGCUGUAGUAUUUUAGAAUGAAAAAACAAAACAUUGGAAGAGUUAAAAUAUGCUUCAGUGUUGAUUAGGGGCGGGGGGGAUUGUAAAGGUUUACAAAUUUUGUCUUUUAUAUUAUUAUGAUAGGUCAUCAUACUUUUGGGAUGAGACACUAAAUUUUUUUGUAAUAUUGAUAAUAUUAUAAGUUGGAUGAUGCUCGUGUGUGAUAAACUUUUGGGUGGCUUGUCUUUUAAUAUUUUAAGUAAUUGGUUGAAUAGUUUAUUGAUAAAAACUUUCAAGGAAGGGUCAGACUUUUACAAGGCACCAAAAAUCCAAGAGAAAGGGAAUAUUAUGUCAAAUAAUGCCAGUUUACUGUGGCUGUAUAGAAAUAUUUAUCACUAAAGAAAUCUUUAUAUGUUCUUGUAAAAAAAGAAGUGUUAUGGACGAAGGAGAAGAUUAAAAGUGUCACCACUGCCGCAGACGUGUGUAAUUAUCCCACCACUGAACCUUUUGACACUCCCACUAAAUAGUUCCCACUGAGUCCUUAACUAAUGUUAUGUUUUACUCGAAGUUCCUUGAGAAAUUUAUAACUACCAUUGGUUAGAAAUUGUAAAUGUUAAUGUAGGUCUCCAGUCAUCCUGAUUGUUAUAUUUUCUGGUAUUUUUACUUUGCCUUUAGGUUCUUUAUGCAGGGUAAGAGGCUUUCAACAAAGCCUGAAGAGAUAUGUUUAUUAAACAGUUUGUACAUUAACAUCCCACCCUAAGGAUUUGAAUUAUAUAUAAUACCUCGUGUAUAUAUGCUGUUGUACAGGCUAAUUAAUAUUUUAAUGCAAACAGCUGUAUUUUGAAGGCAUUGAUGUUUUAAUUUUUUACUUCCCUUAUAUUUGAUGUUGAAAUUUUGUACCUUUAGUACAGAAGUUAUUUGUUGUGUUUCUCAACUAAUGGUUUAAUUUUGUUUAUAUGUGUCUAAUGUGUUCUCAGGAAUGCAUUUGCCCUUGUGAUGAUAUUAGCAUAUAGGUACUGUAGACAAAUGUAGGACUGAAUGUACAAAGAUCCAGGCACUGGAAUGGAUAAAAUUAUGCUGUAU